Messenger RNA from Grosmannia clavigera kw1407, 2787 nucleotides. RefSeq names its product small nucleolar ribonucleoprotein complex. Bases 1 to 2787 code for a protein of 928 amino acids. Gene Ontology annotation, biological process: maturation of SSU-rRNA from tricistronic rRNA transcript (SSU-rRNA, 5.8S rRNA, LSU-rRNA). Gene Ontology annotation, cellular component: t-UTP complex; small-subunit processome; 90S preribosome. The record is from RefSeq and is a predicted model, not a curated record. NCBI's taxonomy places the organism in Eukaryota, Fungi, Ascomycota, Sordariomycetes, Ophiostomatales, Ophiostomataceae. Gene Ontology annotation, molecular function: protein binding; RNA binding. The transcript is spliced from 2 exons.
AUGGACAUCCACCGGUGUCGUUUCGUGCCGUACGAGGCGUCAGCCAUCAAUGCAGUGGCGGUCUCGCACCCACACCUCCCGACGAGCAACAAGCACAGCAGGACGACGCCGGCACGGCUGGCAAUCGGACGAGCCAAUGGCGACAUUGAGAUCUGGAACCCGAUGCAGGGCAGCUGGCUGCAGGAGAUGACCAUCCGGGGUGGCGAGGACCGCAGCGUGGAGGGUCUGGCCUGGGUGGUGGAGGACGACGAAGAGCUAGACGGCGGACGGGCCAUCAGCCACGGUCGCAUGCGCCUCUUCAGCAUCGGCUAUACCAACACGAUCACCGAAUGGGACUUGGAGCAAGGCUGUGCGCGGCGACACGCGAGCGGCCAGCACGGCGACAUCUGGUGUCUGGCCGUGCAGCCGCGGCUGCAGCAGGCGGGAGCCGACAAGGCAGCCCGCCACCAGCGUCUUGUGGGCGGAACCAUGGACGGCUGUCUGGUGCUGUACGCGACCGAGGACGACGAGCUGCGCUUUCAGCGGCUCUGCCGCACGCACAAGAAAAACGUCAAGAUGACCAGCAUUGCGUUCCAGUCGCGCCAGAUUGCCGUUGUCGGCUGCUCCGACAGCACCGUGCGCGUCUUUGACGUGCGCAACGGCGCCGUCCUGCAUGCCAUGACGCUCGGCCGCGAUCUCGUGGGGGGGGCUCGCGAUGUCAUCGUCUGGAGCGUCCGCUGUCUGCCCAAUGGCGACAUCGUCUCGGGCGACUCGACCGGCCAGAUUUGCAUCUGGGACGGCCGGACCUACAGCCAGGCUCAGCGCAUUCAGGCUCACACCCAGGACGUGCUCAGCCUCGCCACCAGUGCCGACGGCUCGGCCAUCAUCAGCGGCGGUAUGGACCGUCGUGUUGUGCUCUACCGCGAGAUGGCCGGCAGCCAGACCGGCCAGAAUGGUCAGAAUGGCCCGGCUGACCAUACCGCCCAGCGCUGGGCCAAGGUCUGGCAUCGUCGCUACCACCACCACGAUGUCAAGGCCAUGGCUUCAUUUGAGGCUCGCGGCAUCAGUGUCGUCGUGGCUGGCGGUCCCGAUGCUGCUCCGGUCGUCUUGCCGCUGCAAAAGUCCGGCUCCGAGCACCACCGGACUCUGUCCCAUCUGCCCCAAACAGUUCCCAUGGCCAGCGCUCCGGCCGCCCGUCUCGUCGUCUGCUGGUGGCAGAAACAGGCCCAUAUCUGGUCCUUUGCCGCGCCGCUCGGUCAGCUGCUCGACCAGACCGCUUCCGCACCGGCAGACGCUGCUGAGGACGUCGACAUUGAGCGCAACCGUCGUCUCGUCGGCCGCAUCCUCGUCAGCGGCGACGCCAACAUCGCCGGUGCCGCCAUCAGCCCUGACGGCUCUUUUGUCGUCGUCAUCACCAGCACCGAGGUCAAGGCUUUUCAGCUACGCAGGACCACCGCCAGCACGACCGGCCGUGACGCUCUCGCCAUCUCCAAGAUCCCCGUCCCUGCCUCUGUCGCUGCCAAGGGCGCUUCCAGCGUCGCCAUCUCUCCCGACGGCCGCUGGGUCUGCCUCUCGCGCGGUGUCGAUUCUCACGUGACUCUACUUCAGGCUACCAACCCCGACGACAGUCUCUCGCUCAGCCCCAAGCCCGUCCGUCUGGCCCGGCUGAAGCGCGCCAUCCCGAGACACGAGCUCUUCAGUGGCCUCGGCCGCUACGACAGGCACAUCACGCAGAUCGCCUUCUCGCCCGACAGCAAUAUGCUGGCUACGGCCGACCUCGCCGGCUACGUCGACACCUGGGUCCUGCGCGACCCCAGCGCUGCGGCAGAGGGCGUCCUGGACGACGAUGAAGAGGAGGCCGAGGCCGAAAACGCGGAUGUGGAUGCGGAUGAGCUGUCAUCGGAGGAGGACAGCGAAGACGAGGACGAGGACAAGGUUGAAGAUGAGGCCAGCAACGACCACCACGAUGCCCGCAGAUGGAUCCGGGCCCCGCGAGCACGGCAGUUUCCCAAACUGUCGUCGUCGCCCGUCGUCCUCUCGUUUGCCCCAGACGUUCCAGGCAGUGCUCCCGUGGCCGGCUGUAAUGCUGCUACUUCCUCCUCCUCCACCGCCUCUACCGCCAUCGACACGACUACGACUGCUUCUACGGAGGCACCGGCACCGGCACGCGAUUAUGUGCUGCUUGCCAUCACGGCCGCGUCCCGCUUCUUCGUCUUCAACCCCCUGCGGGCGCGCCUGGCGCCCUGGUUUCGCCGUCUGCACGCCGGCAGCCUGCCGGUCGAGUAUCGCAACAUCCGCGACCUGGCCAAGGGCGUCAUGUGGCAGGGCCCGCGGGUCUGGAUUUACGGGACCUCGUUUGUCUUUAUGAUCGACACGUCCGUGGACCCGGCAGCGGCGACGCCGUCGGUCAGCACGACCAACUUGUCCCCGUCCGAGGCGCAGCAGCAUCUGGUGAAGAAGAAGCGCAAGCGUGGCGAGGACACGGGCGCGGGCAACAAGAUGAGCCUAGGCAGCCUAGAGCCCAAGCGGGUGCAGAUGACGGUGUCGGGCGAAGGCGCCAGUUGGGUAGACGUGGAUAUGGAAGAUGUCGGGCCCAAGGGCGAUGACGACGACGAUGAGGACAGCUCGGAGGAGGAGGAGACAACACGUGACCAGCAGCAGACGUACCGGCCCAUCCUCGGCGUGGUGCCGCUGGCCGCGCACGACACGACGGUCACGGCAGGAGCCUAUCCGCCACUCGAGGUGGCCCUCGUGGAGCGGCCAGGCUGGGAUAUCGAGCUGCCCGAACGCUACGGCUCGGAGCGCUAG